AUGGCUAUUCUGGAAAAAAGUUAUAUUGAUAGUUGCUGCGUCUUCUCGCGUCUUCUCCGUUUGGGAACGCUUGCUGCGCCUUCUCCGUUUGGGGGAACGCUUGCUGCGCCUUCUCCGUUUGGGGGAACGCUUGCUGCGCCUUCUCCUUUUGUGGGGAGGACGCUUGCUGCGCCUUCUCCUUUUGUGGGGAGGGCGCUUGCUGCGCCUUCUCCUUUUGUGGGGAGGGCGCUUGCUGCGCCUUCUCCUUUUGUGGGGAGGGCGCUUGCUGCGCCUUCUCCUUUUGUGGGGAGGGCGCUUGCUGCGCCUUCUCCUUUUGGGGGGAGGGCGCUUGCUGCGCCUUCUCCUUUUGGGGGGAGGGCGCUUGCUGCGCCUUCUCCUUUUGGGGGGAGGGCGCUUGCUGCGCCUUCUCCUUUUGGGGGGAGGGCGCUUGCUGCGCCUUCCCCGUUUGGGGGGCGAUUGCUGCGCCUUCUGUGUGAUCCUAGCAACUGGUAUCUUAACAAAUUCGUCACCUUGUCUUCUCCGUUUGAAGUCGUCACCUUGUCUUCUCCGUUUGAAGUCGUCACCUUGUCUUCUCCGUUUGAAGUCGUCACCUUGUCUUCUCCGUUUGAAGUCGUCACCUUGUCUUCUCCGUUUGAAGUCGUCACCUUGUCUUCUCCGUUUGAAGUCGUCACCUUGUCUUCUCCGUUUGAAGUCGUCACCUUGUCUUCUCCGUUUGAAGUCGUCACCUUGUCUUCUCCGUUUGAAGUCGUCACCUUGUCUUCUCCGUUUGAAGUCGUCACCUUGUCUUCUCCGUUUGAAGUCGUCACCUUGUCUUCUCCGUUUGAAGUCGUCACCUUGUCUUCUCCGUUUGAAGUCGUCACCUUGUCUUCUCCGUUUGAAGUCGUCACCUUGUCUUCUCCGUUUGAAGUCGUCACCUUGUCUUCUCCGUUUGAAGUCGUCACCUUGUCUUCUCCGUUUGAAGUCGUCACCUUGUCUUCUCCGUUUGAAGUCGUCACCUUGUCUUCUCCGUUUGAAGUCGUCACCUUGUCUUCUCCGUUUGAAGUCGUCACCUUGUCUUCUCCGUUUGAAGUCGUCGCGUCUUCGUUGUGUCUUCUUUGUGUGAAGUAG
Messenger RNA from Cucurbita moschata (crookneck pumpkin), 1107 nucleotides. RefSeq names its product nuclear pore complex protein DDB_G0274915-like. The transcript is spliced from 3 exons. The coding region runs from base 1 to 1107 and encodes 368 amino acids. The record is from RefSeq and is a predicted model, not a curated record. Lineage: Eukaryota; Viridiplantae; Streptophyta; Magnoliopsida; Cucurbitales; Cucurbitaceae.